This is a messenger RNA of Lobosporangium transversale, 839 nucleotides long. RefSeq lists its product as hypothetical. Lineage: Eukaryota; Fungi; Mortierellomycota; Mortierellomycetes; Mortierellales; Mortierellaceae. The record is from RefSeq and is a predicted model, not a curated record. The transcript is spliced from 2 exons. The coding region runs from base 173 to 622 and encodes 149 amino acids.
CCUCCUUUCUUUCAACAACACCAUCUCAACUCUGUGCAUGUCCUACCAUUCAUUUCAAAUAUAACGGACACAACAUACGCACAAACACGGACCUUUGUCGAGCUACACACACGCGCGCUGCUGUCAAAAUCCCCUUCUUUCACAAUACAAAAUAAAUAAGAAAAACAUAGUAAUGAGAGCCUCUAUUGAACAGCAAACACAGACAUCAAUGUAUAGCAGAAAGGAUCGGGCUCGACAGAAGCUCAACGUCCCGAUCUCUCGUAUGCCUAUAACAACGCAGAGUGCCAACACAAACACAGGCACAGGCACAGGCACAGGCACAAGCGCCAGCGCAAUGAUACCUAUCCAAUCAUCUACUAAUUCGACAGUGCCCAGUGGACCGUUCUCCCCCAUUACAACCGCAUCAAUCACAGGUGCUGUUGUUCCUGGCUCUAGUCCUGCCAGUGCUGGUACUGAUGAUGGUGCUGCAUUUACAUAUGCAAGGAGAUGGGACCAGACAAAAACAAUGUUCAGAGAAGAUACAAAUAAAACUCUAAACCUUGCUCAGUCUAUGACGCCAACAAAGGCAGAAGGUGCAAGAGAGUCAAACUCGCUUGCAUAUUUCCGUUCCUCGACAACCUAGACUGCCCAAACUUAACCUUCAAGUCCCUGAGAUCAGCGUCCGAUUCGAACCAGACAGUAUUAGUCCUAUCAAGAACAGCGAUAACCACCAUUGCUUCUUCAACAACAACAUCACUACCAACACUCCACUCUACACCGACACUGACAAAUUAGUCUACAACAGCCGCAGAGUUAGUUGGAGUCCCUCCCAAGCUAUCCCAGAAGGCUAUUACUCGAAA